AUGGGAGGAGAUGGCCCAAACAGCUACGCCAAAAAUUCUAAUUUACAGGAAUGUCUCCGGGCAAUCUCCGGCGAACCGAGUCAUGCUAGAAAGGCAGCUGAUGUUAUAACGUCUGGAAGAUUGGUUCCAGCAAUAUUCGCAAACCUCGACAUAGAAAAUCCGCAGCACUCUUCGAUUUCAACCGCAUUCCGGAUUGCCCAUUUGGGGUGUUCGGUUGGACCCAAAACGUUCAUUCAAGUCAAGAACAUAGUUGAUGCAGUAGCUCAAAAAUAUCAGCACACUACAAUUCAAGUACCAGAAUUUCAAGUACACUUCAGUGACCUUGUUUCGAAUGAUUUCAAUUAUCUUUUCGCCACUCUCCCCCGAGACAAGCAGUACUUUGCGGCAGGUGUCCCGGGCUUAGGGAUAGGCAACGGUUAUGGUAGACGGAUAAUCGCGGUUAUUUACCUAUAA
Messenger RNA from Pyrus x bretschneideri (Chinese white pear), 453 nucleotides. RefSeq names its product paraxanthine methyltransferase 1-like. The transcript has 2 exons. Lineage: Eukaryota; Viridiplantae; Streptophyta; Magnoliopsida; Rosales; Rosaceae. The record is from RefSeq and is a predicted model, not a curated record. Gene Ontology annotation, molecular function: S-adenosylmethionine-dependent methyltransferase activity. The coding region runs from base 1 to 453 and encodes 150 amino acids. Gene Ontology annotation, biological process: methylation.